AUGAGUGACCAGGAUGUUGUUAAAAUCUGCGGUGUUUGUGGUGAUAAAACAAAUGGUUAUUAUAACUUCAAUGCAAUUACUUGUGAUUCUUGUAAAGCCUUUUUCAGGAGGAAUGCCUUUAAAAGAGAUCAAUUCAAAUGUUAUUUCGAUAACAAUUGCAAAAUAGACUUUAAGACGCGGAAAGUAUGCCGAAAAUGUCGAUUAAAUAAAUGCUUUUCAAUAGGAAUGAAACAAACAAUCAGCUCACCUAUUGAUUCAUCUCUUAAUAAAGAUAACACUUCUUCGGCACUCAUGUGUAUCAAUGAUAAUACAAAUACCGUUAAUUCAAAUAGUAAUGAAAUGGUAGUCCCGUGUAUACCACCCCUCAUAACUGACUAUAAGAAUAAUUUUAACGAAUUAGAGAGCAAUAGGAUGACUGAAUUAUUGAGUGCCACACACGUGAUGAAGACCUGGCUGACCGACGCCCAGACAUACCUCAUUAAGCACCCGGUCAUCGAGGAGGCCUGUCGGGCGUGGGCUCUCAUGUGUGUCCAAGAAGUAGAUAAGUUGGUGAAGAUGACCAAGAGUUUGGUGGCUUUCAAUGGUAUUUGCGAUAACGAUAGGAUAGCACUCAUUAAAUAUGGUUCCGUCGAG
Oppiella nova is the source of this 633-nucleotide messenger RNA. Lineage: Eukaryota; Metazoa; Arthropoda; Arachnida; Sarcoptiformes; Oppiidae. The record is from the annotation of a GenBank genome assembly.